Molecule: messenger RNA, 594 nt
Organism: Ctenopharyngodon idella (grass carp)
Lineage: Eukaryota; Metazoa; Chordata; Actinopteri; Cypriniformes; Xenocyprididae
Product: SLC35A4 upstream open reading frame protein-like
Exons: 3
Coding region: 250-564 (104 amino acids)
Source: RefSeq, a predicted model, not a curated record
AGUAACAGGUAGCACAUGACAUUGCUAUUUCCCCCCAGAUCGGUCUGGACAAUUAUUUACACCUGAAUAACGAUACUAAGAAACUUGAAUAGACAUUGAGUUGAAACUGUGCUUUUAAAAUGUGAUAUUUAUUAUUUCGAGCCAUUGUACUAAAAGUAAAACAGCGUGAGUAGUUGUGUUCGAGCGAGUCGUCAUUCAUUCAGGGCAGAUGAGCCGAGCGCACAUUGAAUCGUUUGUCAUUUCUGCAGUAUGGCGGAAGACAAGGAUCCUGUUACCCAACUGAAGGAUCUGGCUCAGCUCAAAGACCAACUGGAGGAGAUCCAGAAGAAGGUGGAGAAUGAGGUUCAAGCUGGAAUCCCACAGGGUGGUUCAUUAUUAGCGUCUCCUUUCCUGAAAGGAUUCCUGGCUGGGUAUGUGGUAUCCAGACUACGUUCGUCUGCCGUCUUAGGAGUCGCUUUGGGAACGCUGACGGGAAUCUACGCUGCUCAGAACUAUCAGGUGCCCAACAUUGAGUCUUCCAUACAUGACUUCCUGAACUCUCUGAAGAAAGGACCCAGUGAUUAGAAGUGGAUGGGUUGCUGGAACCGAAGUCAG